Messenger RNA from Radiomyces spectabilis, 1918 nucleotides. RefSeq lists its product as uncharacterized. The record is from RefSeq and is a predicted model, not a curated record. Bases 236 to 1828 code for a protein of 530 amino acids. NCBI's taxonomy places the organism in Eukaryota, Fungi, Mucoromycota, Mucoromycetes, Mucorales, Radiomycetaceae. The transcript is spliced from 4 exons. Gene Ontology annotation, molecular function: inositol-3-phosphate synthase activity. Gene Ontology annotation, cellular component: cytoplasm. Gene Ontology annotation, biological process: inositol biosynthetic process; phospholipid biosynthetic process.
CAAAAACAAGGCCGCAGAAAAUCUUUCUUUUUCAUCUUUCGUUCCCCAUCUUUUUUAACCAAGUUAACGAGGAGCGACUACAUCUAGACGCACCUCAUAUCAUUGAAUAGAAAAGACGUUCGCGAACCAUCUAGCUUCUGUUCACAACCCACACAGAGGAUACAAGCGCUGCAGUGACCGACCCAAAAAGAACUUCUAAAAUCCUUUGAUUUCUCCAAACUUUCCAAUUUCCAAUAUGGCCCCUCCUCAUUCUAACGAAUACUCCACUGCUUCUCCUGUGUCUUCUGUGGCGGCUCCACUCUUCAAAGUGAAUGCUCCCAAUGUUCAGUACACCGACGAACACAUCUUGUCGGAAUACACCUACAAUAACACCGUCAUCAACAAGCAAGCCGAUGGCUCCAUGGUCGUUGAACCCGUCAACCAAGUCUACCAUUUCAAGACCGAACGCGCCGUUCCUCGUGUUGGUUUGAUGAUGGUUGGUUGGGGUGGCAACAACGGUACGACUUUGACUGCUUCCAUUGUGGCGCACAAGCGUAAAUUGACAUGGCGCAACAAGUCCGGCGUCCAUUCCCCUAAUUACUGGGGUUCGGUCACUCAGGCAUCGACGGUGCGUCUUGGUGUAGAUGCCAACGGCGAAGAUGUGUACAUUCCCUUGUCGCAGAUGUUGCCCUUGGUCAAUCCUACCGAUCUUGUCAUCAGCGGUUGGGAUAUCUCUGGCAAGAACCUCGCCGAAGGUAUGGAGCGUGCUCAGGUCCUCGAGUAUGAUCUCCAACGUCAAGUCUAUGACGAAUUGGCUACCAUGAAGCCUUUGCCUUCCAUUUACUACCCCGAUUUCAUCGCCGCCAAUCAAUCGGAUCGUGCGGAUAACCUUAUUGAAGGUCAAGAUAAGCGCAAGCACGUCGAACACAUCAAGAAGGAUAUUCGUGAUUUCAAGAUUGCCAACCAGUUGGACAAGGUCAUUGUUGUCUGGACCGCCAACACUGAACGUUAUGCCGAAAUCAUUGAAGGCGUCAACGACACUGCUGAGAACUUCCUCAAGGCCGUUGAAUCUUCCCACGAUGAAGUUGCUCCUUCCUCCAUCUUUGCUUUGGCUUGUAUCGAAGAAAACGUGCCUUUCAUCAACGGUUCCCCCCAGAACACUUUUGUUCCCGGUCUUUUGCAACUCGCAGAACAACACCGUGCCUUCAUCGGUGGUGAUGACUUCAAGUCCGGUCAGACCAAGUUCAAGUCGGCUAUUGUUGACUUCCUCGUCAACGCCGGUAUCAAGCCUGUGGCCAUCACUUCUUACAACCAUUUGGGUAACAAUGAUGGUAAGAACUUGUCGUCUCACAAGCAGUUCCGAAGCAAGGAAAUCUCCAAAUCCACCGUGGUCGAUGACAUGGUGGCUGCCAACCACGUGCUGUACCAAAAGGACGAACAUCCCGAUCACACCGUCGUUAUCAAGUAUGUUCCUUCCGUGGGUGACUCCAAGCGUGCUUUGGAUGAAUAUGAGUGCGAUAUUUUCAUGGGGGGUCGCCAAUCGAUUUCUGUCUACAACAUUUGUGAAGACUCCUUGUUGGCUUCUCCUUUGAUCAUCGAUCUCGUCGUCAUGGCCGAAUUGAUGACCCGUAUCCAGUACAAGACCGGUGAAAUGACCAAGUUCAGCACCUUCCACAGUGUCAUGUCCAUUUUGAGCUAUAUGCUCAAAGCUCCUAUGGUGUCUCCUAACACCCCUGUGGUGAACGCUUUGGGUAGACAGCGCACUGCUAUUGAAAACAUCUUCAGAGCUUGUGUUGGUUUGGCUCCCAACAACGAAAUGGGCUUGGAACACAAGAUCUGGAAGCAGUAAAUCUACCUGAGCUCAUGAUCUGACGGAUGUUGAUUAUCAACCCUCAUUUGAUCAGUAAUAAAACAUGAUUUUCUCUGUUUUGUCCUCAAC